This is a messenger RNA of Galeopterus variegatus (Sunda flying lemur), 3551 nucleotides long. It is a transcript of the gene IL4R, whose product is annotated as interleukin 4 receptor. NCBI's taxonomy places the organism in Eukaryota, Metazoa, Chordata, Mammalia, Dermoptera, Cynocephalidae. Gene Ontology annotation, molecular function: cytokine receptor activity; protein binding. Gene Ontology annotation, biological process: production of molecular mediator involved in inflammatory response; cytokine-mediated signaling pathway. The record is from RefSeq and is a predicted model, not a curated record. Gene Ontology annotation, cellular component: membrane; external side of plasma membrane. The transcript is spliced from 10 exons. The coding region runs from base 69 to 2540 and encodes 823 amino acids.
GAGGGGUCCCCACUUCCCGCUCGGACGGCGAAUGGAGCAGGGGCGCGCAGGUAUCUUGGCAUCUCCCAAUGGGGUGGCUUUGCUCCGGGCUCCUGUUCCCUGUGGGCUGCCUGAUCCUGAUGUGGGUUUCAGGCUCUGGGAGCAUUAAAGUCCUGCAUGAGCCCACCUGCUUCUCUGACUACUUCAACAUCUCCACGUGCGAGUGGAAGAUGGACCGUCCCACCAACUGCAGUGCCGAGCUCCGCCUGUUUUACCAGCUGGAUUUUGUGAUCUCCGAAAACCACACGUGUGUCCCUGAGAACAGUGAAGGCACAGCAUGUGUGUGCAAUAUGAUCAUAGAUGACUUGGUUGGAGCAGACAUCUAUACGUUGGACCUGUGGGCUGGGCAGCAGCUGCUGUGGAGAGGCUCCUUCAGUCCCAGCAACCAUGUGAAACCCAGGGCUCCAGGAAACCUCACAGUUCACACCAGUGUCUCUGACACGCUGCUCCUGACAUGGAGCAACCCGUACCCUCCUGGAAGCAUGCUGUACAACGACCUCACCUACCUGGUCAACAUUUCACGGGAAAACGACCCCACAGAUUUCAAAAUCUAUAAUGUUACCUACAGAGAACCCACCCUCCGCCUCCCAGCCAGCACCCUAAAGUCUGGAGUUUUCUACGUGGCACAGGUGAAGGCCCUGUCUCAGAGAUAUGAAAGCACCUGGAGCGAGUGGAGCGCCAGUGCCAGGUGGCACAACUCCUACACGUGGCCCUUGAAGCAGCGCCUCCUGGUGGGUGUCAGCAUCUCCUGCAUCAUCAUCCUGGUCAUCUGCCUGUCCUGCUAUUUCAGCAUCGUCAAGAUUAAGAAGGAGUGGUGGGACCGGAUUCCCACCCCAGCCCACAGCCCCGUCAUGGCCAUUGUCAUCCAGGACUCUCAGGUGUCACUGUGGAAGAGGCAGUCCCGAGCCCAGGAACCAGCCAAGUGCCCACACUGGAAGACUUGCCUUACCAAGCUGCUGCCUUGUUUGCUGGGGCAUGACAUGAAAAGGGGCGAGGAUCCCCCUACAGCUGCCAGAAAUGGGCCUUUUAAGACCACUGGAAAAUCAGCAUGGCACCCUGUGGAGCUCAGCAGGACAGUCCUCUGGCCAGAGAUCAUCAGCGUGGAGCGGUGCGUGGAGUUGUUGGAGGUGCCAGUGGAGAGUGAGGAGGAAAUGGAGGAAGAUAAAGGAAGCUUCUGCGCAUCCCCAGAGAGCAGUGGGAGCACCUUCCAGGAGGGCAGGGAGGGCAUUGUGGCCCGGAUGACAGAGAGCCUGUUCCUGGACCUGCUCGGGGGUUCAGCUGGGGGCUUUUGCCAGCAGGGCAUGAGGAAGUCGUGUCUUCUUCCACCUUCAGGAAGCAUGAGUGCUGAGAUGCUCUGGGCUGAGUGCCCAAGUGCGAGGCCCAAGGAGGCAUGUUCCCAGGGCAUGGAGCAGCCUUUCAGCCUGGAGCCCAGUCCUGCGGCCAGCUGGAGCCAGGGCCCAGCCACCCUGGUUUGCACAGAGAUGCCCAUCAUCACCACAGACAACCCCGCCUACCGCAGCUUCAGCAACUUCCCGAGCCAGUCCCCAAGUCCCGGAGAGUUUGACCCAGACCUGCAGCUGGCCGAAUGCCUGGAGGAAGUGUACCCCAACACCCCCUGUGCCCCCCAGCCCUCUGAGCUGACCACAGAGCCCCAGCCUGAGCCAGAAACCUGGGAGCAGAUCCUCCGCCAGAGUGUCCUCCAGCACAGAGUGGCCACGGCCCCCGCCUCAGCCCCCGCCAGCAGCUAUCGGGAGUUCGUACACGCGGUAAAGCACAGCAGCGCCCAGGAUAGUGGGGUGGCAGGCUGCGAAUCUUCCGGAGAGGCCGGGUACAAGGCCUUCUUGAGUCCGCCUGCCAGCAGCACUGUGUCCACGGGGAAAUCUGGACUUGGGGCCAGCAGUGGUGAUGGGGGCUAUAAGCCCUUCCAGAGCCUCAUUCCUACCUGCUCCAGGGACCCUGCCCCAGUCCCCGUCCCCCUGUUCACCUUUGGACUGGAUGUGGAGCCACCCCACAGCCCUCAGCACUCACCCCUCCCAAGCAGCUUCCCAGAGCACCUCAAUCUGGAGCUAGCAGGAAAGGGGGAGGACAGGCAGAAGCCCCCGUUUGUGCCAGAACAGAUCACAGACCCCCUCAGGGACGACCUGGGCAGCGGCAUCGUCUACUCAGCCCUCACCUGCCACCUGUGUGGCCACCUGAAGCAGUGUCAUGGCCAGGAGGAGGGUGGCCAGGCCCAUGUCAUGGCUAGCCCCUGCUGUGGCUGCUGUUGUGGAGACAGGUCCUCACCCCCGAGGAGCCCCCUCAGGGCCCCGGACCCCUUUCCAGGUGGGGUUCCACUAGAGGCCAGCCUCUCUCCAGCUCUCUUGGUACCCUUGGGCAUCUCAGAGGAGAGUAAGUCCUCACUGUCCUUCCAACCUUCCCCCAGCAAUGCUCAGAGCUCAAGUCAGACUCCCAAAAUAGUGGACCUGGUCUCCACAGUGCCCACGUGUACGAGGGUCUCCUAGGUACAUGUCCUCUCGUUGCUGAGGUCUACAGGUGAGGACUGGGGCUUAUCCAUGCCUGGGAAAUGCCUCCUUCUGGAAGGCAGCCAGACUGGCAGAUUUCCAAGAUAUUCAGAGAACUGUGGUAUGAAGGUGUGAAGGUGGACCUACACUGGGGCUAUGGAGACUGGACUCCUCCCCCAGCACUGGCCUGGGCUCGCCACAUCUCAUGGGAUUUGGAGGCAGCCAUGCCUCAUGGCAGGCACCUGCAAGGAUCCCGAGGUCCUGGGACACCUCAGCUUGUGAAUGAGUUGUUGGCCACCCCACCCCCCACUUUCUCCAGCACACUGUCCCGUCAUACCUGCCCGAGGUGUGUUAUGUUCACCAAGUCAUCGUUGCCCAGUCUCACACCAGCCUCCAUCUCACUGAAUUGGCAGCUGGGCCUGGAAACUAAUAAAGCUAACCAGGAAAUGACUUGGGAGGCCUGGGGAAAUAGAUGAGAAAUGGACAUUCAGGGAGGGUGGUCAUUUGCCCAGAGGUGCCCAUUCAUUUAGUAGAGCUUCCUUGGGUUGAUGCUGGAGGCAGAAUCUGGGCAGUCAUGGGGUGCUCGGUCAAGUGGGAGCAACAGGGAAGGACAUGAAAAAUGGUACUAACCAAAGCAGUGACAUUUGCUGCCAGGCACCCACAUACAGCUGUAAGGCUGCAGGCUCCUGUUAAACAUGAGAUCCCCAGAACAAACAAGCCCAGCUGACUUGCGGCCAGUCUCAGUGGACACUUGCUGGAAGCCACUGCGAAACCAUAGGGGAAGGGCUCAUAUUCCGUGCUCAGCCAGGGCGGGACAACCCAGACCGCAGACAGCAGCACCAUUUACCCUGCAUGUUGGGCCAGACCUUGGGUGCUGGGAAAGCAUGGACCUUAGUUUUGUAAUGCUUGUUUGUAUGUGUCUUGAUUGUUGUAUCACCUGGUAUCUGUUUGCUGAGGAGGGUGGAAUAGGAGGGGGUGGAGUUUUGCAUAAAUAAAGGUUCUUUCUCUUUA